Penaeus vannamei (Pacific white shrimp) is the source of this 978-nucleotide messenger RNA. The record is from RefSeq and is a predicted model, not a curated record. NCBI's taxonomy places the organism in Eukaryota, Metazoa, Arthropoda, Malacostraca, Decapoda, Penaeidae.
AUGGCCAUGACCGUCACAUCCCCAGGGGCAAACGCGACUGUUGACCUCGUGGGAACCUCGGGUGUUGCAGCUGCGUCGGGUCUCCUGCACUACCUCAAGUACUUCUGCAACGCGCAUGUGUCUUGGGAGGCCGAUCAGCUGGGUUUGCCGGAUGACCUUCCAGCUGCCCAGGUCAAGGUCACUUCUGUCGAUAGGUUCCGCUACUACCAGAACGUGUGCACUGUCUCCUACUCCAUGGCCUGGUGGAACUGGACCCGCUGGGAGAGGGAGAUUGACUGGAUGGCACUGAAUGGCAUCAACCUCCCCCUGGCAUUCACGGGUCAGGAGGCCAUCUGGCACCGCGUCUACACCGCCCUGGGACUCACGCAGGAGGAGCUGGACGAGCACUUCUCCGGGCCGGCGUUCUUCGCUUGGGCGCGCAUGGGGAACAUCCGGGGGUGGGGGGGACCUCUCUCCAUGGCGUGGCACAACCAGACCCUCGCCCUCCAACAUAGGAUUCUGGGCAGGAUGAGGGAGCUCGGGAUCCUGCCCGUCCUGCCCGCCUUCGCUGGGCGUGCCGGCGGGGUUGAUGAGAGUGCCGUUUGGCGCGUGGCUGACCGGGAGACAAAUGAACAUCGGGUUUUGGCGGGGCAGGGGCGGGGCUUCUGUUGCGUUGGAUUGUACCCUGAUGCGAACAUAACACGGAUGUCAAGAUGGGUCAAUUUCCCGGACCAGUAUUCAAGAACCUAUCUAUUGGAUCCAAAUGACCCUCUUUUUCUGAAGAUUGGGUCUGCGUUCAUUCAGGAGAUCACGAGCGAGUUCGGGACCGAUCACAUCUACAACUGCGACACCUUCAACGAAAUGACUCCCGCCUCGAACGACCCGGCUUAUUUGAAGAGCGUCGGUGCUGCCAUCUAUGGGGGGAUGUCGCAUGCGGAUCCUGAUGCCAUCUGGCUUAGAUCUAUGUCCAUGGAAAUGAAGGGCGCCCAUAAGCCAUAA